Molecule: messenger RNA, 2484 nt
Organism: Necator americanus (New World hookworm)
Lineage: Eukaryota; Metazoa; Nematoda; Chromadorea; Rhabditida; Ancylostomatidae
Exons: 21
Coding region: 1-2484 (827 amino acids)
Cellular component (GO): striated muscle dense body; I band; sarcoplasmic reticulum
Source: RefSeq, a predicted model, not a curated record
AUGAGAAGCAGUAAGAAGAAGAGCAAGACUGAAACCGCUAAAACUCCAGCAAAAGAGCAAGUGCCGAAGAAGACAACAGAGGAGGAAGGCGGGGUGCGUUCAAGCGAAAGAGCAGCAACACCAACAACAAAAACAACACCAACAACACCAACAGCAAAAACAACACCAACAACACCAAGAACAAAAACAACACCAACAUCACCAAGAACAAAAACAACACCAACAUCACCAAAAACAACAUCAAAAAGCAAAAGGAGGUCAACAGCAAGUUCGAAGAAGUUGCUUGGCUGUACUAUCCAAAAAGUUUCUUGGCUUCUAAUAGUCGUCAUCGCUUUAAUUGUUAUCGCUGCACUCAUCACACUGUGCUAUUACCUUUAUCGAAAAUAUAAGGAACCUACCAAUACUGGGAGCACUGAAUGCGACUGCAUAUGUGAUAGACCAGACCUAAUGACACCACACCCUCCACUAAUUGUCAUAUCGCUUGAUGGUUAUGCGAAGAAGUAUUUGUCGAGGAAGUUACAACCAACCUUUGAGAAAAUGGCACGAUGUGGAGUAUCAGCUCAAGCGGUUUAUUCCGGCUUUCCAUCCAUGACAUUUCCAAAUCAUUACACGAUGGCAACGGGAUUCCACCCGGGUAACCAUGAAAUUGUUCAUAACACUAUAUAUGAUCCAAGUGUGCAUCCAAAAACUAAUUACCUAGGGAAAAAGCCACUUGAUGGUUACUUCAAAAAGGAACCGAUUUGGUCCUAUUACAAACGAUUUUGGAAGCGCAAGGCUGCUGCAUAUUCAUGGAUGGGCGCGCAACACAACAGCACACUCUACCUGCAACCGGAUUACCUGAUACAAUUCAAUCCAGACAUGACCCCAGGUGAACAGCUUAUGCAGAUAGUGAAAUGGCUUAGGAUGGAUGAACCUGACCGCCCAGGAUUGAUCAUGGUGUAUAUUAUGGAACCUGAUUUCACUGGGCACAGAACUAUGGGCCCAAUGCUUAGUAAAGUGCUGAGCCACCUCGACCAACAUCUCGACCUACUAAUGCAAACUUUAAAAGAAGAUGGGAUAUUGUGCUGUGUAAAUUUGGUCGUAAUUUCUGAUCACGGAAUGGCUGCCAUAAAAAAUGCCGUUGUUCUUGAACGCUAUUUCAACCUUAAAGGGAUGACUAUAAUAAGUGGUGCACUAGCACAUAUUUUCAAAGGAAACUCAACACUAAGCGAUAAAGAAAUCACCAAACGUUUGACGUGCAAAGGAACCGACCGUGUUCGUGUUUUUACGAAGUUGACAAUGCCUCUACGUCUCCAUUACUCCAACUCUAAAAGAAUCGGAGAUUUAGUCCUGGUUUCUAAAAAGGACACGAGAAUAGUGAGCACUCAAAAGGGAUUAAAGAGGCGCACAAAACCUAAUCAACACGGCGUCGACUACAUAGAUACAGAUAUGCAGACAAUUAUGUUCGCCCAAGGACCAAGCUUCAGGAAGAAUGUCAGCCUUCCUCCUUUUCAUAUGCUGCGCCAGACGUCAGGAUGUUUCUUCACAGAAUUGCUCAAGCUUCCCUCUAUGAAAAAUGACGGUGUGAACGCUUUUAUGGAUCUGGCUCUAAACACACGUCAACGUCAACAAAAACAUAAACGAGUAGAUUACCCAGAGAUACGAGCAUGUGCUCUCCCUGAAUUGUCUUCCACAAAAACACCGAACCGGAGAAUGUGUGGAAAAUGUUUAUCACAAGAUGAAGAAGUGCUCAAAAAUUGGAAUAGCUGCACUGCUAGAGGACUUUCUGGAACAAUAAUACUGCAUUCGGAAACAGAACAUUUAUGCAAACUUUCAUUCUGCAAAGAUAUGGUAAUAAUCGAAAGCUCAACAAAAGAAGUAUUUAGUACCACACUGUUCGAAAUCUACAAUAAAGACGGCGACGAGCAACUUCUCAGUAAUGAUUGCACUUAUCAUAUGAUAAAGAAAUCUGGUACCUGUGGUCAAUUUUCCACAACCAAAAACAUGCGUUUGGAAACACUUUCCGCGUUUCCUGGUAGAGUUCUGGCCAAUGAACGGGGGCUUUUUGUUCCUUGGAAGCGAAGGUUUUCGAAAGAAAUCCUGAAGCCACUUAACGAAUACACGAGGAGAAUUGUGACUAAGCUUGGGAGGGUGAUCAGUAUUACUGGAACUGCUUACGACCAUGACUACAACGGGAAACAUUCUGUGGAUUCUUCAAAAACCCAUUAUCCCACCCACUUAUUCCGGAUGCUUCUCACAUGCAGACGUGAAUGGUCUGAUGAUGGUACCUACUGUAAACAAGCAAGUGACACUAAAGUUCUUUCCUUCGUGCUCCCACACAUGGAUGGUGACAUCAAUUGUAUGAGCGAAUAUGAACUACUCCUACAAUACACCGCUACUGUUAAAGAAGUUGAAACCGUAUCAGGACUAUUUUUUAAUUUCACGAAAAUACCUGAACUUGACCAAAUGCUAUUGAAAAUGCACAUAAGUGCCACAUUAUGGUAG